GUGUUGGGCUGUAAGGAGAUUAAAAAAAAUAAAUUAGUCAUACGUUUUUGUGUUUAUAAUGACGUCAUGUUUUUGUGGCGUUUGUGUGUUGUGGCGGCCUUUCGGGGAGUGGUGUCUCCAGUGGCACCAAGGCGCUGGGUCAACAGGCAGAUUCAGCUCCCUAAUAGGCAGUUGGAACCAAACCUAUGGUUGGAGCUUUACGGAUGGUUGAUUAUUUAUGUGUCUGCAACAUUGGUGUUCAAUUGCAUUUUAAGCUAUUCAUAAGGUGUUGUGUUUUUAUAACCGUGUCUAAACCUAUAGAUACCCCGUUUCAUGCACUCUGUUCUGGAUAAACACAUACUUUCGCCAGUUCGGGAAUGGCCGAGGGGUCAACCUUUAAGCAUGACCUCAGCUCCUCUCUCUUCCUCUGACUCACAACACUACAAUAACAAAAGAAAAGAAGCAAAACAAAAUGGCCGCUUCCACAUUCAACCGAAACAACAGCUGCAUAGAGGACUGUGGAGGGCUGGUGCUCUAACCAGCCGUCUGGGCCACGGGAAGCUUUAGAGAGCCCAGGAUGAUGUAAACAAAGCCUGAACCGGGGGCUGGCGAAACGACAUGGACAACGUCGGCCCUCCCACAUAAACACAUUAGUCAUCAUGUCUUAAGUGCCUGUUUCCCAAGCCCAUCUCUCUCCACUAUGAGUUGUGGGCAUGUUGUUGUUUAGGCUUUGUUAGGGUCUUUUUGUGUUAAUUUGAGGGUUGUUUAACUUUUCUUCUAAGAAAUGUAAAACAAUACACAUACUUCAGUUGCUCAUCCUGAAGGAUUGCGUUCCCAUUCAACAACUCCCCCCCACACUGCCACUCCUUCUCAGAGGAAACCUCAAAUAACACAUACCCAGCAACCUUUGUCAUCUUUCAAAAAGAAAAAAGGUGCUUAGCGACCACCCAUCCAACAGCAGUGCCCAUGUGGUACUCUCUAAGCCAAUACAGCCCUGAAACAAAAAUAGCCAAUGACAGUGUCCAUUUCAUCCUCCUCACUUCUGGCCCUGCCGUUCACUGCCUCCCAUUGCAACUGCCACUCGACACCCGCUCAGAGGUUCCAAUGUGGGCAAGCUAGCUAGCUCCAGAGUUCCUAUACUCAAGUUGGGCCACACCAACGGGUGUGUCUAUUUCAGUAUCUCCGUAUCGGACAGCGAGACGGUUGCCUGCAGUGGUUUAGAACAUGGAGCUGAGGGCUUCAGUCAGUUAAGUUGUUUGGAUCGAUAUUACCGGACUUUCAGUUUUUUCCUUUUGGAUUCACUCAACCUCUACAUGGAAGACACAUUUGGAAGGAAGCAGUGAUACCCAACCUACUCGUCCUCAUGGGGACCUGAAGGGACUGUCAGCCGAUGGUCCGUUGGACUGCACACAGUCAGAUCAAAGGGGAGACGUGACAGACACACACCCAGGAAACCCAGGCCGCUGUCGGGACAGUCAGACGAACAGCACGCCAUGACCUGUGUGGAGAAGCGUCACCUGGGCCAGCGGGCGGGGAGCAUGCUGCACCAUCGCUUCCCCAACGGCUUCACCGAGCUGCUCAUGGACGAGGCCGACCGGGAGGUCAGCACCCUGACGGACCGGGCCUUCCGGAGUCUCUGCGUGGGGGACGACGCCGUUUACAACGACGAGUUCACCUACGGAUUUUCACCGUUCAACUGCCACAAGCCUUUAGUGGGGACGCCUCGCAAAACAAAGUCGAAGGAGUCUAAAAAGCAAGCGCAGUCGCAGCAUCACGGCAGCAAUGGCGGGAAAGACUUGCAGCAGAGUAUGACCCAGGUGUCGUCUUUCCUGAAGGCAUUGAGCGCCACGGAGAAAGGCUGCAAGGGAAUAUUGGACAAUAGCGUCGAGCAGGACUCUAAUGGAGAAUCAUGGGAUAAAUCGGCACUUCGUAGCAUCCGGAUGGAGCUCUCCGAUUUUUCUUUGGAUUAUCAGGACACGCUUGCGGAUGGACAUUUUGGGCAAAACGGCCGUCACCGAAAUCCCUCUGGUGAUGGCUCGUCGAAGAAGUCUGGAAAAGACGCCUCAAAAGUAAGGAAUGGGAAGUCCACUAUCCAACUGAGAAAACUGAAUAUUAAAAACUUUUUCCUUCAUAGUGAAUUUAGCCCUUUUCAGAUGUGGAGGGACAUCAACCGGUUCCCAUUCGGGCGGGAGGAGAUAGUUACUUCUAUCCCCUCGGACAAGAUCCCCAAAUGGUAUGAUUCCCCACUCUACAGGGAGCUGGCAGAGGCCCAUAGAAUAGAUAUCUUCCAUGCAGAGGAUUCCCAAACAUGUCUGAAAGCCCUUGCCAAAGAACCCUCUAUGUCUGCAGAGGGGGUGGAACCGUGUCCGAGAGUUGGGGCUGGACCUCCUCCAACCCCUGCUACAAAACCUCACCCCCCACCUCCUCCACCAAAGGUCCCACCAAAGCCCAAAGUCCUUCUGGCUGAAAUGCGGUGCUCCUCUAACACAAGUGAAGCAAAUGCUGCCCCCUGGAGGCAAAACAAAUCAAGGUCAAGAAGCGCUCUUCCUGUUAAUCUGCCUAACGUGAUCCCCCCUCCUCAAGGUCGCAUCUCCAAAACAAUAGUGGAGAGUUUGAGAGCUGAGAGUGUCGUACAGGUGAAACAGGAAGCUAUAAGUGUUAAAGUCCAAGCUAUCGAGGAGUGCUGCUCUGCGGCCUCCACUCCGUUUAGCAUCUGUCAGCUGAUGACUCCUCUUAUUCCAUCAAGACAGCCGACGGAAACAUCAGAGAUUCUCCAAUUAGCCCUCGACCUGCCCCUCAGACCGGACUCAGAGGCCAGGUUGGGCUCUGAAACGCCCAUCAGGCGAGAGGGUUACAAGUCCCUAGCCUCGAGCAUCCUCUUUAACCUCAAAGACAACAGGAAAAGAGUUAAGAGUCGGUACAGCCCACCUAAAUUCAGAUCAUCAGAGAUGCCUGAUCGCGACACCCAGCCACCACGAGUGGAUAACGGCGGCCAUACAAACAUGGGAUCUGAGGGACUUGCUUCAGGCUUAAACACACCGGCCAUCUUUAAAGAAGGGUGGGUUUCUUGCAGUCCGGUUUCAAAACAAGCCAACACCCCAUGUGUUGAUGCUGGGAAACACGAUUUCUGUUCGCCCUUGUCCGAUGACUAUUUAAUAACAAAUUUAUUGCAGACAAAAAGAGAGGCCUUGGGAAGCAGAAAUCUAGGUGAAGAGAAUUAUCUUGCACCUGUAAUGCAGAUGAAAAACCACAGGAGCCCAAUGGUAAUCAAGAAAAACUAUCCGUCCCUGAAUUUGUACAAGAAGGCCUUCACUGCUGAUAUUGGGGCUGGUCCACCGCAAGCCCCACAGAAGGCAUUAAGUGUCUCUCCCGAUAACAGACGCCGUCUUUUAAAGCAAACAAAGGAACCUUUGCCAGAUGCACCAAAGGGGGAAGCUGUCAACGCAGAGCUUUCACCAUAUAUUGUUCAACGACUGUCACCCAAAAUAGCAGCAGAUGUUAAAGUACCAUCUCCCUAUAAACAGGAGAAAGAGAGCUUGGCUUAUAAACAACACCUACCAGAAAAAACCAGUAGCUCGGAAACCCAAUCAAAAGACUUUGCACAGUUCAUAGCUGUUAAUGAUAAAGAUGCCAGUUCCCAUCCUCCAAGUACGAUGGAUGUCAUUAAUGCAGCCAGGGACGCAAUAAAUGCAGAAAAAAACAAGGCGAGUCACUCGAGUCACAUCAAAAACAUGAUUUCAGAGCCCAAAAGAAAACUGACCAAGAGAAACACAGAUAACUCAAAAGAAGAUAUUAUUGAAGAAAGGUCCGUUAUGGAUCAUCACUUCCAUCAAAAUAAAACAGGUGGAUUAAAUGACAUAUUUUCUGAAAAUACUACUGUCAAAAGAAAUCCCCCACCAGUGCCAAAGCGAAAUUUCACUAAAUCGGAUAUUAUACCUACUCUUGAGAAACUAUCAGACUUACCAAGCCCAACUGAUGAAUACCUGAUCGAGAGAGAUCCGUGCAAUGCUAAAAAUGAUUAUAUACCGAAAUAUGUAAGUGAUUCUGUAAGGAAGGAUGCCAGAAAGAAACAUGUAUUUUCUGCGAGGCAGAACAAUUAUAUCAAAACUCAAAGACACGCAGAGAGGGAGGACGAGCAGGAAGAAGUUCAUAACGAGGGUAAAAAUAAAGUGAGAAUAGGUUUGGGAAAGAAGGAAGAGAUGAUGAGAGACAGUGGGCACAUCAUUAAUGAUUUGAAUGCUUUAAAAGAGCUGGAAAGGGCGAGACGAGGCGAUGUUCUCGAUAAAGCAAGGGAAAGACGAGGGUCUAUUAACAUAGAUGAAGAGACGAAGGCAAAGAACGACCUGAUCUCCAGGGAGCUGAGAAAUAUCAAAAAGGGGAUGUUAUCCAUGAGAGGUAACACACAAGCCAAAAGGGACAUGUUUACAAAGAAAGAACAAGAACGUAACAAGCAGGAGGGUUUCCCAAAGCUAGAUAACCAUGUUCUCAACAAAGCAAUUAUAAAUGACAAUUAUGACCGAGCAAAAAUGGCACUUGAGGAAGUCAUAUCGGAAAGACAAAAGUAUAAAUCGUUGAAGGAAAAGGACACAGACCCGUUGUUAGCAGAAAACACUGCUACUGAGCAUGAUUAUGCACAGUGUCAAGAGCAACGUGAGACGGUUUUGCAAAAUUUCACGGCGGAUGCAAAGGAAAAUCUAAAUGGUCGCAUGCUUGCACUUAGAGAUAUGGAGCUCAAAGAGAGGUUAGGCGAUCUGAGGGAUCAUAAUCAAAUCAAACAUAUUCUGUCACAGACUGAAACUAGGCCCGGUGCAGGUCAUCAGUUGUGCAGAAUGGUCCCUCUGCCAGGUAUAAAUGCAGUCAGUGGUGACUUGAAAAAACGGCUAGCGAGCAACUCUAACGAUUUAAACAAUGGAAUAGAACAACUCAACGAUGCAAGGCACAUCCCUGAUUUAGAGCUGAAAAACAAUUUAGUAAGACCCAAAACAUCUGACGAAAACGGGAAACAAUUGUUGAAAGAGAAUAAAGAAAAUCUGAAGAUGAAGGAUGUACCUCCUGUGCCACCUGUUCCACCGAGGAGCAAAAAAGGAGUUACUAGAAAGGAUGAGGAGGAUAAUAUAAAAGAGUCUGGAAGCGCUAUGGAUGGAACUGAGGAGGACUUCUCCAUUAAAGACGGUCCUAAAGAUAAAAGACCCUCUAUUACGGAUGUUCAUACAGACUCAGAAAGGGAAGAACAAAAUAGAGAAACCUUCAAUCAUAAGCUUGGGAAAAAGAAUGAGAAGACAAACUCAACAGUUGAGGGACAUCCAAUCCUACCUGAAUGUGUUACGUCUUCUGAGCUGCAGACCAAAAAUGGCUCUGUCUCACCAAGAGAGGAAAGAAGGAGAGAAAUAACCUACAGCCAAGAGAGUCUUUGCAGUCUUGGAUCACCGCGGAAGGUUAAGCGCAAGGCCCCACUAAGGCCGGAUGAUGUAUGCCCAGUAGAGCCCUUGAACCAAGAAAGUAUUCUCCUAACAGAGAAAACAGGAACUACAAAUCUGAUAACAGCCGAGGCUGAUCAAACAACCAAAGCCGAAGUGAUACCGGAUCAGGUGGCUGCCAUUGACAUACCUAGAAACAUUGUGUCUCCUCUAGUGUUAGUAAAUGGCUAUAAUAUUAACCAAAGCCCUCCUGAUCAAGCUAGUCUUUCAUCAAAGUCGUCUUAUUUCUCUGUGGAGAGUGCUGGACACAGAAACAAUGACGUUUAUCACUCUUUGGAGAAUUUGACUGCAGGGUUGGAGGAAAAUGACGGAGAGCCUAUUAAUGUCUUGGGAAACCUCAAUAACGAUUCAGUAUCGACAGGAACAGAGCUUGUCUCUGUAUGGGAACGGGAGACAGAAGUUAUGGAGGAAAAUGACGGAGAGCCUAUUAAUGUCUUGGGAAACCUCAAUAACGAUUCAGUAUCGACAGGAACAGAGCUUGUCUCUGUAUGGGAACGGGAGACAGAAGUUUGCAAGCCGUUAUUAAAAACUCCUGGUACAGAGAAAGAAGAAGCGGACCGGGAGGUUGGCAGGCCCAGAGCUGGGGAAGGUGGAGAGGGAGGAAUCGAGAGUCUUAUAAGCCAACAGACAAAGGAAAAGACAAUCAACUCAACACCCAUGUCUCCUGCAAGCACUCUCUCUUCGCCAUCUUUGGACAUCCCUGCCUUAUUCAUCGUCAAAGACAACACAUUCUCUAACAAACCAGUAAAGCCAGUGCAUCUCUGGUUGCCGAAAGAACAUCUCAACGGCUCGGAAUUGUGUGCAAUAAAUCACGUAAAGAAGAAUCUCCCACCGGGUAGCAACACUGCCAUCGCCAGUAGCAACCAUUCUCAAAAUAUUAUUACAAGCUUCGCCCCUGGCGAAGUCUCACCGCAAAACUCCCCACUUAAUAGUUUGUCUCCUUCAAGUGUUUCAAACGAUAUUAAUCUCAGGAGAAGCCAAUUCGGCCCCACUCUAACGGUUCCACAAGAAGAGGACAGAAACUCUGGAGUGAGUCCGUUGUCAGACGGGGUCGAAAGCUGGACAGGGGACUCCAGGGCGGACCUCACUGCUGAGACGGAAGAUGGGGAAAAGGUCUCCAAGAUGCCCAGCGAGAGGUCGGGCUCUCCAUCCAGUGCCAGCGGCAGCCAAUCAGGGCCUUCCAAACCUCCCCCGGUUUUACCUAAAUCGGAGAAGGCCCUUAUGAAAGCAAUGAAGUUGACCACCAGAAGGAUUAAGAAAGAAGAGGGCCAGAAAAAGCCAUCUCAGAAGUCGUCAAGCAGCAGCAGAAAGCCCAGGGCGGUUAAACACAGCGCUGAUAACCCAGGAAAUGUACAGACCGAGGACAAACCCUCUACCACCUCCAGAAGACACACUGAAAAGCGGAGCCAGAGCAUCAACAAGGAGCACGCGCAAAAUAUUGAAGAAAGAUACCAUCCCAACGAGAGCAGUCGUCAUCACAGGCACACCAAGACUAAGACUGAGGAAGCCCAAUAUCCACAGAGAGCCCAAGGCAGCGAUCGACUGGAUCACAGCCAAGUGGUCCGAUCCGGCUACAAGGCAGAAACGCAGGACAGGAAGGAGAGCAGUGGCUGCAGCGUUGAUCGACUUCCUGACGUCAUUUUAACAGAACGGGAAUGCCGCAGCAGUGACCGGCAUCAUCAUCCUCGCGACAAACCCGAACGUAGGAACUACAGCAGUGACAGGGUGAUCAGCAAUGUACCCGUAUACAAAGCCCAAGUCAGCGAAAGUCGGCCAGCAGUAGACAGGCAGUCCAAAAGAUCCCAGAGUGUGGACAGGCAUGUGAGGGAUCACGCGGAGCGCCGAGCCAGUGCGGAUAUGUCGGUCAACACGUCGGAAAUGACUGAAACGAGGAACCAGCGUAUUGAGAAGUCCAUCAUGGAGGAGCUACAGCAGAGGGGUCGCGCCAAGGAGAAAGCCUGCAGAGGAGGAGACGUCACGGUGAAGAGAAGUCACAGCAUCGACGCGUAUGCCACCGAGGCACCCCGCCCAGCCAACCUCUCCCGCCAGUCCAGCUACAGUGGUCAACAGCUGUCGCGUCAGUCCAGCGUGGAGCACACCAUCGUGACUCAGUCCAUCCCCAUGACCCAGCGCAAACUCCUCCAAGAUCCCGACUCAGGGCAGUACUUUUUCGUAGACAUGCCCAUCCAGGUGAAGACCAAAACCUUCUAUGAUCCAGAAACAGGGAACUAUUUGCAGUUGCCUGUCCAGCCACCAGAGGGCGCCAUACCUCAGGCGCCCACCAUGGAGGUGUUAAACACCCCGAUGGUGCUCUACCACGGAUUUGUCCCGGUGCCCAUGACGUCCAUAUCCCAUAAAUCUGUCGUGCAGGCCUCCCAAAUGGAGCAGGACGAGUUUGAACGGAGGCAGAAUGAGAGGUCACGGCAGGUGUACAGUAACGAAGGCCGUCCCUAUUUAGAACCAGUUUAUGGUCAACACGACCACAUGCUGGGAGACUUUCUGGGUGUAGAGGAGCUGGAUUGUGCUAGCUGAUAUAGAGCAAGGGCUUUUAAAUAGACUUAGGAACUUUCAGGUUUUAUUUCAUUUGGAUUUCUGGUGAUGUUUUUAUGCUUAAAAACAUUGCUCACUCUGAUAAAUGACACAUUUGUUCUAAAAGUCCCCACCAUUCAUUGUUGUAAGGAGAUGGCUUUUUGAACUGGAAUGAAGUCAACCGUGUGAAUCUAUUGUUCAAAUAAUGCAGGGAAGAUGGUGAUUGUUGGUGUGUGUGUGUGUGUGUGUGUGUGUGUGUGUGUGUGUGUGUGUGUGUGUGUGUGUGUGUGUGUGUGUGUGUGUGUGUGUGUGUGUGUGUGUGUGUGUGUGUGUGUGUGACUGUUAGGAACUUAUUUUGUGUUACAAUGUGCAAUUUCAUAUUUUUUUUAUAGUGCUUUAAAUUGAUGUAUAUAUAUAUAUAUAUUGUUCGUUGUAUGUGAUAAGAAAAAUGAAAGACAGAUGUAAAUCUUGAAAUUGUAAUCUAAUGUUGACGAGUCAAUUGCAAUUUAAGAGUUUUGGAUGUAUUUCUGGUUAAGCACUAUAAUGGUGGUCCUCAAUUUCAUAUUUUUCCACAUAGGUUUGCAGUCACAAAGAGCACUAUUAAAGUUCCUUGAAUAUACGUUCUUUGAGUUAAUCCUGGUUAUAUCCUGUGAAGGAUCGCACAAAAAGGGCUGUUUAUGCAUGCAGACGUUUUAAAAACGAUUUUAAAGGAAGAAGUUAUUUUGCAAUCAUUUAUAGAAUAAACUGUAAAAUACCGUUGCCUUUUGCCAAAAAUCAUACAUGCAGAGUACUUUGAAGGAUGCUUAGUUUUGCCUUGGUGUUUCAUUUUGAAUUUCAUCGAUAGACUUCUGUUUAUGUGAUCCAUUCCAAUAAAAACAACAGAUAUUACUGAC
Gadus macrocephalus (Pacific cod) is the source of this 8878-nucleotide messenger RNA. RefSeq lists its product as uncharacterized. Gene Ontology annotation, cellular component: Z disc. The transcript is spliced from 3 exons. The coding region runs from base 1473 to 7988 and encodes 2171 amino acids. Gene Ontology annotation, biological process: positive regulation of calcineurin-NFAT signaling cascade. The record is from RefSeq and is a predicted model, not a curated record. NCBI's taxonomy places the organism in Eukaryota, Metazoa, Chordata, Actinopteri, Gadiformes, Gadidae.